GUAGGAUACAGUACUCCACCGAGGGGUUCCAAGCUAUUAUUAUUACUAGAGCUAUUACUACAGCAGCAACCGCUGCUGAUACCUUACUUCCGGGUUUGCAAACUCAGGACCAAACCCAUCUCGGCGGAGGGAUUCAAUUUUCUCUUCUAGCCUCCUCCCCCUUUUUUUUUUUUGCUUCUGCUCUCCCCCCCCUUUUUUUUUUGCACGAAAAUAAUUUGACAGCGUUUUGCUGACACUGGAAUUUUGUACCCGGGAUGGGGGGGAGGGGGCAGAGCUCCAUUAUACGAAGCACGCAUGGAAUUUCUUGAAAAGGUGACUAAAGCCGAACAAGUAUCUUGGUUUCAGUAAAGGCUUUUUUUCAGGCUGGAGUAGAAUUCACCAUCUGUAAAAAAAAAAUUCAGUUCUCCAGAACAAGUGGUCAAAAGAAUAAAAUAGGUUUGCAGUGUUUUAUUUUUAAGUUCUCUCAGGACUACAGUAUUUGAUUUUUAAAUGGUUCUUGCUGAGAGAAAAAGUGCUGAAAAUGGGGGAUCAGCAGACGUAUAAAACAAACCACAUAGUUAACAAUAGCGAAAAUGUAUAUUACCAGCAGCAGCAGCACUUGAGUCCCCUGGCAUCUGCAAACCACAACUAUGGAACUUCAGCCAUGCAUACGUCUCCAGAGUCUCCUCUCUCUCCCUCGUUCCCUCAUGAUGCCAGGGAAAACAUAUCCUUGAAUGUUGGGCCCAAAGGCCUUGGGCUAAUGGAUUCUCCCAGGCAAGCAGACUGGGCCCAUUUGGCAUCUGGAAACCACCUCCCAGUAAGAAACAGUCAGCAUGUCAUGUGGAACCCAAUGGCUCAAAGUGAACCAGUUGAUGGCUUUGACCAUCUCUGUUCCCAAAGCAAUGAUCUCCGAUCACAAAAAAUUACCAGUGGAGUUUUGCAUAAAUUAGACUCUUUUGCCCAGGUGUUUGCUAGCCAAAACUUAAGAAUCCAAGUGAACAAUGUGUCUCAGCACAUUCAGUCACAGCCUCCAGUGAUGGAGAAUGCUGGUGAUAGUGCACUUCGACAGUUGCUGUCUCAGAAACCUGCUGUGGAACAACAACUUGUGCCGAGAUACCAGCAGAUGCCACAGCAAGUCCAUCCAGGAUUUGGAAGUGCACAGCAAAAGCAGCAGAUGCAGUUAAUGCAACACCAGUCCUCUCUUUAUUAUGACAACCAGCAACAUGUUGCCCACAUCCCAAUGCACUCUGCCAUGCACCAGGGACAGGCCCACUUGCAGCAAAUGCAUUCUCAACAUUUGCUGCCACCGCAGCUACAGCAGGAUCAAUACUAUCUGCAGCAGCAGCAACCCCAUCAAGGACAGCACAGGCUCUUGGUACAUGAGAUGCAGCCUCAGCAGCAGCAGCAACAGAGGCAGUGCCCAAUGCAAACAGCUCAGUAUUAUCCAAUACAGCCUAUGAUGCAACAAUUACAACAGCAGCAGCAGCAGCAGAUACAAACACAACUUCCUCCCUAUCACAGGGAUACUAACCAGAAGCCUCUGCACGAACCUCAGCAAUACUCCCAAGAUCGAGGUAAUUCCAUGCAUCUUAUACAGCUAGGAGCAGUCCCUCCGUAUUUCUAUCACGAUCAGCAGCAGUCCUUCAAACAUUUGUACCCACAAGGUGUUCUGCAGCAGCAACAGCCACCUGGUGAUGCCAGUCAGCCCGAUCAUUACCAGGGUGAUGGUAACACUCAGACAUUGAUGGAUGAGCACCUGGCACUCCCUAUGGCAGAGGGGACUGAAGAUCCAGCACCACAGGGCCUGAAUUCUGUGGACAGCACAAUCUCCCAACAAUCUCUUAGACCUUCAACAAGUGUUCAGAUGAAUAACAAAAGACCUCAGCAGUUGUCUCCCAGUGCAGUAUGGCCACAGCAGAUCCAGUUACUUGAUGGCAGACUUCCAUCAGUUUCUCCUGAACAGAGCAAUGCUUGUGAUAAAGAAACAUACAUUGAAAGAUCCGAACCAAAGAGCAAACUGACGUGCUCUGUAUGUUUCAAAGAGUUUAAAAGUUUACCAGCUCUAAAUGGUCACAUGAGAUCUCAUGGAGGAAUAAGGGCAUCUCCUAUCUUCAGACAGGAGGAUGGGGAGAACCUGCCACAGCAGCACCAGCAGGAACAGCUGCCCUCCGAAGUGGAUAGCUUUGUGCCUAUCGUCAUGCCUGUGUCUGUCCCUGUAAAGGUUCUGUCGCCUGAGCCCAGCAAGCAGGCCAGAGAUGGCUGUGCCCUGGUCAAAGACAAGCCUGUCUCAGAUGAUGAGAUGCCUGUCCUUGUGAGGAUGAUCUGUUCUCCAGCACAUUCCCCUAACGCCAUCAGCCCGUGUACCUCUUCUGCUGUGCUGAUGUACCCAAAGAGUGGAUCCCAGGUCAGCAGAAAGGAGCCCAAUAGAAAGCAUCACCAAAGUAUCACCAACUCUGAAGAAAAUAUCAAAUCUUUUCAAGACAGGAAAAAAUACCGCCACAGACCUGAACCACUCUUCAUACCACCUCCCUCCUUCAAUCUCAGUGCAUCUCACUCAGGGGCUACUCUGUACCAAAGCCAACUUCGCUCUCCCCGUGUUUUAGGAGACCAUAUAAUUGACAGGACUCAUAAUCCCCCACCUUAUACACCACCUCCCAUGCUUAGCCCCAUACGGCAAGGAUCUGGACUCUUCAGCAGCGUCAUCAUAUCUUCUCAUGGUACAUCUCAUCCCCAGCUGCCCCUUACCCCCCUGACACCCACUCCCCGGAUUCUCCUCUGUCAAUCUAAUAGUAUUGAUGGAAAUAGUGUUCCUAUGACCCCAAGACCUGGAGAACAGACUAUUCAUAUUGAACCGUGUAUCAACAUUGGCUCAAGAUUUCAGGCUGAUAUCCCUGAACUUAAAGAUAUAGCAAUGGUGGAGAAGGAGGAUCACAAGGCAACUUUAGUUUGGAAACCAUGGCCAGAACUGGAGGACAAAACUUUUGAACAAAGAGUGACCAAUCUCUUAAAUAUGUGCUGCUCGAGCAUAUUAACUGGUGGAGGAACCAACAUAGAAUAUGGUUUGCAUUCGCUCUUUGAAGCUAAAGGAAAUAUUAUGGCUGCUCUGGAAAUGCUUCUUCUUUUGAAACCAAAAAGAGCAAAAUCACACCCUCUAGCCAAUUACCAUUAUGCCGGUUCCGAUCAGUGGACACCCUUUGAAAGAAAAUUGUUCAGUAAAGCACUGGCAACAUAUGGCAAAGAUUUCAUUUUUGUGCAGAAAAUGGUGAAGUCUAAGACAGUCGCGCAGUGUGUUGAAUACUAUUAUACGUGGAAGAAAAUCAUGCAUUUAGGACGACGGCACAGAACUCGGCAGGCAGAAGUAAAAACUGAAUGCCCAACAAGUGGUGAAGAUGAGGAAAUGGAAGGUGAAGAGCAAACUGAGGAAGAAAAAGCAUCUGUAAAAGAAGAGGAUACAGAAAUUCAGAAUUCCCCUGACCCACCGUCUAUUGCUGUUGCAUCACCCGUUAACUCUCCCUCUCUACCAAGCCUUGGGCUACCUGCAACCUCUUUUAUCUGUGAAAUGCCAGACUGUGGGGCUAUCUUCACUUCCAGACAAGCCCUGAAUGGCCAUGCACGUAUUCACGGUGGUACAAAUCCUGUGGUCAAAAGCCGCUGUGGUGGCUCUGGCACUAAACAGAAGUCGAAUUCUCAGAAUGACUAUUGCUCUGUCAAGAGUUCCCCAGCUCAUAGCACAACAAGUGGUGAGACAGAUCCACCUACAAUUUUCCCCUGUAAAGAAUGUGGCAAGAUAUUUUUCAAAAUCAAAAGUCGCAAUGCUCAUAUGAAGACCCACCGCCAGCAGGAAGAACAGCAGAGGCAGAAAGCCCAGAAGGCUGCUGUGGCAGCCGAAAUGGCAGCCACAAUUGCAAGGACUGCUGGAUCACCAGGACACAGCUUGAUUCCCCUGGAUCAUUUAGACUUGAUAAAGCAAGUCGAACAGGGAAACGACCUUGGCAGUGAUGUUGUACAGGAACUGGGAGAAGUAAUUGACAGUGCUGAAGUGAUAAACCCCAGCCUCUUACUGGAUGAAGAAGAAUCAGAGUUGCUUCAGGAUGAUGUUGAGCUGUAGACAAAAUGAGCCACAUCUGUAACAUUACAGAUACCAGAUGAAAUCAGUUUCCUCCAGUGAAAAGACUAUAUUUCUUAGUUCACUUUUAUUUCAAACUAUUUCUAUAGCUAGAUUCUUUUAAAUCCAGAACUGGCUGAACACAUCUGUCUUGUGAUGUUCCUUCUUUUUUCUUUUCUUUUCUUUUUCUUUUUUAAAAGUGGAUGGGAAUUGUUGUUUUCUAAAGGAAUCUUGUGUAAUAUAUUGGAAUCAAAUAUUCUGAAAAGUCCAUAUAUCUUAAAACUUUCAAAAGAAACAUCAUAUUCUUUCAAUUCCGCAGGAGACUUUCUUUUGUUCACAUCUGUUAAUUCUGGCUUCAAAAAAGCCUGCAAUAGGACUGUGGGAUGGCAAAAACAAGUCAGUGAUACCUGCAUCUUCAAUCCAAGAUGGACAUGGAAUAAAUUGUUAGUAUCUGGCGAUUUUGGACUAGGGCAACCUAAUAUGGUUCUUCUGCUUGGGCCUAUAAUCAAGAUAAUCUAAUUCAAUUAUUUCCUCUCACACCAAAGUUUUGACACCAAAUGAAAAUUCUGAGGAGGUCUUGAUUGUCUUUCCUAACAAGAUUUAAAUGGCAGUUUGAUAAUAUAUCCUGUUCUGCUUUACUUGGAUCUGGAAGGAAGAAACAACCAUGAAACCAGAAGGAAUGACUAGAUCAGAGGUGUCAAACUCGAUCCUGCCGCCGGCUGUGUCGGGAUUUUGUUUGCCAUUGGUGGGCCGAAGUGGGCAUGGCCUGGUUAUUGCGGCUGACUGGGUGAGUGUAGCCGGGGCCGGGGCAGCAGGGGCCGGUCCCUCACUGUCUCCAUGAUGGCCCGCAGACUAACUCUGCGGCCUAUUGUGGGCCACGUGUUUGACACCUCUGAACUAGAUAAUUUCUCCAAGCAAAAGUUUUUAUUAUCACCAAAUCUAAUAUGUAUACAAUUGUUUCUUUUCAAGAGUUCCCGUAGUCAUAAUCCAUACUUCAGCGCUUCCAAUUUAGGAGAUUCAGAAGGAACAGUGAGGUCAGUGAACGUAGGAAUAUCUAAGAGAUUAUAGAUAGACUUUUGAUUUUACAGUGACAGAAUGGCUGAAGCAAACUCACCACUUUUUCAUAUAAGAUUCCUGGAUUGCAUGUAAAUUAAUGAUUAAUGUAGGGAAGCAUAGCCAAUCUGUACAGGAAAUCAGUUACUAAACAGUUGUCUUUGAAAGUAUAGGUAUAAUAUGCUAUCUUUAGCUUCACGGCAGUGUUCUCCUGAAAAGAUGCAAGUCAAAAUUUUUCUCACAGAAAAAAGAGGAGAAAAAGGUCCUCUUCGAAUAAAUCUGCUUAUAUAUAUCUAUUUAUUAAAAUUCGUCCAAAUGGAAAAGAAUGGUUUUAUGGUCUCUGAUCAUAAAUUUUAUGUGGCUUCUGUGGAUGCAGAAUGCACAUAACUUGGAAUACGCAAACCUUGGUGCAGUUCCAUUCACUUUUGUAAACUGAAUUAUAUAUCAUCAUGAAAGUGUGUGCAAAACCUAGAUGGAACCAUGCAGGUUUUGGUCAUUGCCAAAGAGUUUAAAACUGCCAAGUGUAUAAUUUGUUGGUGAGGUUAGUGUAAACGUAUUGAACAUUGCACUUUUUAUGCCCCCCAAAAUUGUCUUUUAUAGACUCACAGGUUUGAAACUAAAAAUAAGCCCAAUAACAUUACACAAGUUUGAGAGACCUACAUUGUGUUUAUGUGUUAAGCUUCUCAUUUUAAUUGUACAACCAAAAUACAGAGCCAUAAUUAAUGUUUUAAUAGUUUUCACUUCGAUAACUAUUUUGAAAUUCAGAUUUCUUUCAUUUUUGUUUUUAUGUUGCUAUUUUAGCAAUACAUGAGGCUGCAAAUUUAAGUACAAAUUUAAUCUCAUCCAGUACAGUAAUUGUGGUUGUUUCUUCCCUUUCCUGAUUUUGUUACAUUAGUUUCUAAUAUACACAGAGUAGUGUUUCAUGAUAAUCUUGCGCUAAACCAAUAAUGACCAAAAUCUUCCCCCUCUCUUCCUCUCGUGUUGUGUUUGAGAAUGAUUACAUGGAUCAGUUUGGUCAGAUUUGGAAUAUCCUAGCUAAGCAACUCUUUCAACAUCAGGAGUGGGUUCAGUUUUUAAUAUAAUUCUGUAGUAUAAUUUAUCAGUGAACAAAGAGCUCAAAGUUAUGUGAAAUUAUUCUGUUUGCAUAGUCAUGGAUAUUUUCAUGAGAGCCAGAUUUAUAGUAUUUGAUAAUUUGAUAAGUCUUAAAGAUAUUUUUUGUGAAAGUCAAUUUUAUAUGGCCAAAUCCUAAAGUUCCUACUCUUCAAAGCUUUGUUAGCCAUGGCCACCAAUGAUAAUUGUUCUAGAUGAGGCAAUUACUGUGUUCAAAUCAGUUCUGUGUCCAAUUAUAGAUUACAUGCACCACAUGAAAAGUAGCCAAGUUGAAAUUAUCAGUAACACCAAAAGUUUCCUUUAACUAGUCAGUAGGCUGUGAAGUGCAAGCUAUCUGUUGGGUUUCUUCUUCUGAUAUGUAUUCAUUCUUUAACAAAGAAAUUGAAGAGAGUUGAUUAAUAUGCUUCAUUGCACAAUCAGGUAGAUAUUUAUAUUGGAUUUGGCUUUUUUUUUUUAACCUAUCAAGGCCUUCCCAAGAACCUGGGAUUGGCAGAUGUGGAUGGUUGAUGGUGAUAAAGAUAUUGUUGCAGGAUGCAAGCUAUCCUGAGUUAAAGCUACUUUUGCAAUUGACCAAUGGUAAUUUUGUCAAUGGUGUUCAAGUGGUGCUCCAGUUGUUUUGGGAUUGACCCAAAGAGCCUAUUGCUAUUGGAACUACUUUUGCUUUCCUUUGUCACAGUCGUUCUGUUUCUAUUUGCAGGUCUGUGUAUUUUAUCAUCUUCUCCAGUUUUUCUCUUCUAUUCUGUUGUCUCCGGGUAUUGCCACAUCCACUAUCCAGACUUUUUUCGUCUUUCUUAUAGAUCAGAAUUCCCCAACCUUUCUGGCUUUGCAGACUGGUGAGUGGGAGAGGGAUGGUUCCCCAUGCGCACAGACAGCACGCGUGCUAUGCAUACAGCUUUGUUUAGGCUCGCAGCAUGCACAUGUGCUCACUUAAAUUGAGCAUGCAUGCAUGUGCUUGCCUGCUGCUCACGCAAGUGGGAUGUGUGUGCAUGCUCACCCAUUUCCAUGGCUCAGUUGCAAACAGCUCAUGGUCCACUAGUGGGGUGCGGCCCAGAGGUUGGGGAUCUCUGUUAUAGACAGUUGUUAUGUCUGGGGUAUGGCAGGUUUGAAAAUAAAAAUAAGCCCAAUAUCCGUACCCAAGUUUGGGAGACCUAUAUUGUGUUUAUGUUCUAAGAUUCUCAUUUUAAUUAUAUGACCAAAAUAAAAACCACAAUUAAUGUUUUAACAGUUUUCACUUUGCUAAUAUUGAAAUUCAGAUUUCUUUCUGUUCGUUCGUUUGUCUGUUUGUUUGAAUUCUGAAGUCCCAAAGCUUCAUCAUUUUCUAUAACUUUCUCUCUUUUAUGGUCCCAUCAGUUCUUGCUUGCAGGCAAACAAGCAAAUGGUAUUUUUUGCAGAUCGUCCAAUGCACCAUUGUUGCUACUUUGUCAUGAGGUUAUUUGUAGUUAGCCUGUGCAAUCGUCUUGCAGCAGCUAACCAUGGGAGCCACUGUUUCUUCAGUUUCUUUGCAGAAGCAGGACUUCCCAACUUUGGCUUUGAAUGCAUUUGUUGUAUGUAUCUGUUCUUGAGGUUUGGUCUUGUGCAGCUAGAAUUAGCUUCUAGGUCUCUUUCUUCAACUUUCCUACUCUUAACCAUUGCCAGAUUUUAUUAUUAUCUGCUUUGUCUACUAUUUUUAAAAUAUUAUUAUUAUCAAAUUUACUUGCCACCCAUCUUGCAAUUCAAGGUGACUCAUGAGUGGAAGUAAGAUAAAAUAUACAAAUAUCUGACAAUUAUAAAUAUAAAAGUAGAUUAAAAUUACAAACAUUAAAACAAAUUGAAAAACAUGAAUUUGGAGAGGAGAGGUGGGUUUGCCUUUCCUCUUGAUGCAUCAACCAUCUUCAGGACCUCAUGCCAGCUGGCAUAGUCAGGUGUUAAGGCUUUCCCUGAAGGCUUAAAAAGAAGGGUUGGAUCUUAUGUCCUAUGGCAAGAUGUUCCAAAGAGCAGAGGCCAUAGCAGAAAAGGCUCUUCUGGAUCCCACCAGCUGAAAUUCAUUGCCUGAUGGGAUCUGCCAUUGACCCAGCAUGAGUGAGGUAAACCAAUCCCCCAAAAUGGUUCUGCCCAUUUUUUUGCACUUUGAUAACAGUGCAAAACUCACAAUAGAUAAUUCCAAGCUGAUCUGUAUUAUUUUCAUAUAAAACUAUAAGCCAGAUUUUUUUUUACCUUCAUUAAGAAGCUGGUCAUUACCUUCAUUAAGCAUCAGGCCAUUAUUCAUCUAAAUAACAUUAGGUUUUAGUAUUCCUCAAGCUAUGUCCAUCAGAUGAGGUGAGGCUGAGUCUCAAAAUUUUCAUCCAGCAUACUUGGAGGCUCUUUCAGGAUAUUAUAAAUUUCUAAGUUUCCUUAGAAUAAGUCCGUAAUAUAAAAUUGUUCCUGAUUAUGUCUUUAGAUUUAUAACCACAGCACUAGUGCCAUUGGAUUGUAUUCUUACAAUAUACUGGAAGGUAUUGGUAAAAUUGACGGCAUUGCAAUUGAUCAUUGGACUAAUUCAUGAUGAACCUGAUAAUGCAUGGUUUCAUUUUAAAUUAUGUAAAGCAAUUACUCCGUCCUCUAUCCAGCAUACUCUGGAUAUACAGAGAUGUCAUAAAAUGCACAUUUUAACCUAACGGAAUCGCAAAAGAAUCCUUGAAAGAAAGAAUAUUGGUACUUCUAUAAAAAUGUUGUUGUUGAAAUAUGCUUCAAUAUUUUGCCAGAAAAUCUGUGUGUGGGGAGGUUCUAUUUACUGAAAUUUUGUGUUUAUCACAGCUAUUUCAGUAACGAAUUAGUUAAAAAGUGCACAUAACCUAAGAAAAAAGGAAAAUAUAUUUUAAUGGAGAAAUCUUAUUUUCAGAAGUAUUUAACUGCUGAUUGAUUGUUACAAAAAAGUUGUACAUUUCUGAGGUAUAGUGUAGUGUAAAAAUAUUUGGUUUAAAAACAUUUAACAUCAUUUUUAUUUUGUUUUAUAUUAAAAUGUUUGCCUGUUACGGCUUAAUUACACCUGAGUUGCAUGUGAUUUAAUUUCAGGAUGUAAUUGGGUCAGGUUUGCACUAAAUGCUUAAUUUCAUAAUAUAUUACAUGGGAGGGGGCAAUUUCCUUUUUGUCUGAUGAGGUAGAAUGAGGCAUGCAUUGUACCUGGUACAUAAUUAAAAGCAAGUACUGUGUAUAGAUUAUACAGCUUUUUUUUUUGACAGGCAAUUGUAAAAUCAAAGGGAUUCUGUAAGAGUUUGCAGGGAGAAACAGUAUUUUAUACUUUUGAUAAGAUAUACUUUGUUUAAAAAAAUGUUCAUGUGAUGGGAAAAAAUCUUUUAAAUAAAUGAAUCAGCAUUUUA
Molecule: messenger RNA, 9582 nt
Organism: Pantherophis guttatus
Lineage: Eukaryota; Metazoa; Chordata; Lepidosauria; Squamata; Colubridae
Gene: TRERF1
Product: transcriptional regulating factor 1
Biological process (GO): regulation of transcription by RNA polymerase II; negative regulation of DNA-templated transcription
Cellular component (GO): histone deacetylase complex; transcription regulator complex
Molecular function (GO): transcription corepressor activity
Source: RefSeq, a predicted model, not a curated record